Molecule: messenger RNA, 726 nt
Organism: Colletotrichum truncatum
Lineage: Eukaryota; Fungi; Ascomycota; Sordariomycetes; Glomerellales; Glomerellaceae
Product: 2-keto-4-pentenoate hydratase
Cellular component (GO): mitochondrion
Molecular function (GO): acetylpyruvate hydrolase activity
Source: RefSeq, a predicted model, not a curated record
AUGUCCAUGAUUUUCAAGCGCUCAAUGGCUACCGCCGCAUCCUUACGGAAGGCAGGCAAGGUCGUGUGCAUCGGCCGCAACUAUGCCGAUCACGUCAAGGAGCUCAACAACACUCGCCCAAAGCAGCCAUUCUUCUUCCUGAAGCCCACUUCUUCCAUCCUUCUCCCGGGCGCCGGCCCCGUCCUGAGGCCCAAGGGUGUUGACAUGCACUACGAGGUCGAGCUCGCUCUCAUCCUCGGCAAGCAGGUCAAGGACCUCAAGCCCGAUGACUACCAGGGCGCUCUCGCAGCUAUUGAGGCCUACGCCGUUUCCAUCGACAUGACGGCCCGUAACGCCCAGAACGAGGCUAAGAAGAAGGGUCUCCCCUGGGACAUUGCUAAGGGCUUCGACACCUUCCUGCCCGUAAGCGACAUCAUCAAGAAGUCGGCCAUCCCCGACCCUCACAACGUCGAGCUCUUCCUCAAGGUCAACAAUGAGACCAAGCAGGACGCCUCGACCAACCUGAUGCUGUUCCAAAUCCCCCGUAUCCUGAGCGACAUCUCCAAGGUCAUGACUCUUGAGCAGGGUGACAUUGUCCUCACCGGUACUCCCGCUGGUGUUGGCCCAGCCGUACCUGGAGACGUCAUUCGCGCCGGUAUCCGCGUUGGUGGCAAGGAGCUCGCCGAGGGCAACAUCGAGGUUGCUGUGGAGGAGUCGCCCAGCUCUUACGUGUUCGCUGAGACAUAA